AUGUCCUGCCCACUUCUCUCCCAAAUACAAGCACUGCCAGUUGGUAGUCUCAUCACAUCAGCAUUAAAACUGCUCGACCCGGCCGAUUUCAAAACAUUUCACAACGCCUACCGCCACCCCCCGACAACAAUCAACAAGGCGCACCUUGCCGAGGUCAUCUACUAUCAGCUUGGUAAAAAUAUGGCGGCUCAACAGAAAUGGAACGACAUGACACGCCUGCAGCUCGAGCACGAGCUCCGUUGGAGGGCACUAUUGGAGGAAGGCGAAGUUCUCACUGAUUGGAAGCUCAGAUUAAGACUAGCUGGUGCUGCAUUUAGAGAGAGGCAGGAGAUUGAGCAG
This is a messenger RNA of Cucurbitaria berberidis CBS 394.84, 339 nucleotides long. RefSeq lists its product as uncharacterized. The record is from RefSeq and is a predicted model, not a curated record. The transcript has a single exon. The annotation marks the transcript as partial. Lineage: Eukaryota; Fungi; Ascomycota; Dothideomycetes; Pleosporales; Cucurbitariaceae.